GAUCCUUAUGGAUUUUCUACCCUUUUGGGACACAUAAGGAUUUCUUCAAAGCUAGAUCUUUCUCCGUGUAGCUACCGACGGCUAUCCGAGCCCCCCAGGAAACCACCGGAGACGGCGGCCGGGAAACAUAGCCCCCCCGGUGCUCGAGGAGCUGUUCGGCAAGAUGGACCACGAUGGUAGCGGCACCAUUACCAAGGAGGAAGCUCAGAAGUUCUUCACCAGUUUCUCCAAGGUGAAUACGAAGGCCUUCUUCGAUGAGGUGGAUGAGGAUAGCAAUGGAUGUAUCUCGAAGGCAGAGUUCAUGGGCUUCUGGAGCCAGGUACGAGCUGCCGGCUACUCCAACGAGCAGAUCUUGGAAGAGUUAGAAGAGCUCACCUCGGGGUCUGGCUGGGUCAACUGGAAGGAUAGCAAAGAUGUGGCUGUGGACUCCAAAUCUGGUGCGCAGAAGGAGUACAAGCCAAUCACUGCGAAGCAGCCUGAAGCCGCCGGCGCCGCGGCGGAACCUGCCGCAGCCACUGAACCGGCUGAACCUGCGGCAGCCGAACCUGCGGCAGCCGAACCUGCGGCAGCCGAACCUGCGGCAGCCGAACCUGCGGCAGCCGAACCUGCGGAAGCGGCGGCGGACACAGGGGCAGAGCCGUCGGAUACGAAGAUCUCAGAUGAGUUACUGGGCAAGUUGGAGGAGAUGUUCACCAAGAUCGACUCGGAUGGUAGCAACACCAUCACCAAAGAAGAGGCGAUGAAGUUCUUCACCAGCUUUGGGAAGGUCAACGCCAAUGCCAUGUUCGCGGAGGUGGAUGACGACGGCAAUGGCCGGAUCUCCAAAGAGGAGUUCAUGGGCUUUUGGCAGCAGGUCAGAACGUCUGGGUACAGCAACGACGAGAUUGCCAUGGAGCUCGAAGAGCUGGUGAAAGGUGGUGCCUGGGUGAACUGGGAUGAUGGCAAGCAAGUGCCCGAUGACUGAGUCGUAGCGGCGCACGAGCGAAACGUGGCUUGCGGUGACCUUGGCGAAGCCAAGGACCAUCGAAACCACCUUGGAAUUGCAGGUUGGCAAACCAAGCCUUCAAGCCUUCCGCAGUGUAACAUGGUGAGUGCAGUGGGUUCUUUCAAACCCCUG
This is a messenger RNA of Durusdinium trenchii, 1117 nucleotides long. The record is from the annotation of a GenBank genome assembly. NCBI's taxonomy places the organism in Eukaryota, Dinophyceae, Suessiales, Symbiodiniaceae.